AUGUCCAUGAAAGGACGAGAGAAAGAAGGGUAUAGGGAAGGCAGCUACUUUGAUGAGCUGUUUGACCUAGAUCUCGAUAUAGAUUUUGAGACGGCGUAUAACAUGAUUUCGGGGACCGUUGAGCAGCUGGAUUGUGUUGAAGGGGGGAGUGGUGGGGAGACACAUGGUAGCGUGAACGAUGGGUCUCAGUUUGUGACUCGGGAUGAUCUGACGGUUGGCGUUGGUCGGUUUGAAGUGGGCGAGGGGGAUGGGAAGGUUUCUGGGGGUGGUUUAGGAGCUGGUAAUAAUGGAGGACGAAGCGGGCUUCUUCCACACAACUUGCUUAGUGUAGAUGAGUCUUAUGCAAUUGAGAACUUUCUGGAUAGUCUAUUGCCCUCUAAUGAAGGCUCUCCAUUACCAAAUGUGUCUAUACACCCGUCAUCUAAUAUGAUGGCAGGGCCUGGGAUGGUGACUGGUGCAGGAUCGCUGUCGCUGCCGCCGCCUCCAGUUCCAAUACCGGCAUCAUCAUCAUCCCAUCAGCAGCGGCAACCUCAAAAACAACAGCAACAAUCGCAGCAAUCGCAUCUACAUAAACAUAUGAUUGAUGAUGGAAGAUACUGCCCACAAGUAGUUGAGCUUCCAGAAAUCAAACUUCCGGAGGAUGAGAUCCCCGAUGAUAUUAAUUUAAAUCGGGCCAAGUUGAGGCGCUGGAAACACGUUUAUUGUGAAAAACAGCGAAGAAUGAUCUUCAAGCAGGCCUUUGAUGAAUUGAUAGCGAUGGUACGUUUUCCACGGCCUUCUGAAUCACAAGUAGCUAAGGUUCGUGGUAGAACCACUUUGAGUAGAGAAGAUGACAUUUCGAAGGUCCGAGAGCCGGGGGAUGGUAAGAGGAUCCCAAAGCAUGUACUUUUAAAGUACAUAGUACAAGACAUCGAAUUGUUGGUGUUAGCUAAUCAGGAAUUAGAGAGUUUGAUGACAACUUCAACAAGGACCUGA
Molecule: messenger RNA, 975 nt
Organism: Eremothecium cymbalariae DBVPG#7215
Lineage: Eukaryota; Fungi; Ascomycota; Saccharomycetes; Saccharomycetales; Saccharomycetaceae
Gene: INO2
Product: Ino2p
Exons: 1
Coding region: 1-975 (324 amino acids)
Molecular function (GO): protein dimerization activity
Source: RefSeq, a predicted model, not a curated record